Molecule: messenger RNA, 1045 nt
Organism: Galdieria sulphuraria
Lineage: Eukaryota; Rhodophyta; Bangiophyceae; Galdieriales; Galdieriaceae
Product: putative acetate transporter
Exons: 3
Coding region: 87-881 (264 amino acids)
Biological process (GO): acetate transmembrane transport; succinate transmembrane transport
Cellular component (GO): plasma membrane
Molecular function (GO): acetate:proton symporter activity
Source: RefSeq, a predicted model, not a curated record
AGAAACAUCGAAUAUUCUCAUUCGAAUUUUGCAUUUGUUUUGCACGCCAGUCAGAUCGAGUGAAGUAGCCAAAGGAUACUUAUGCAAUGCGUGUAAGGAUGGAUUUUGGAAGCAAUCUCAAUGAUAACACUAACAACGAUACUUCUCUCAGGUCAACUGAUAACAAUGCCCGAGCUUCUCUUGAAGAACUGGUGGAGAAGGACAUUGAGAGGAAGUUUUUCAGAUGGGCAAAUAUGAAUGCAACUGAAAGUACUCCAAAGAACUUUCCUUUUCCUGAUCCAACUUCUCUUGGCCUUGCUGGAUUCAGUGCUACAACCUUUAUUUUGAGUAUUUUCAAUGCAAAGUUGUUGCCUGACUCUGUAACGAGUGGUGUCAUAGGUCCAGGGUUUUUUUAUGGGGGAGCUGCCCAGUUUAUUGCUGGUCUUAUGUGUUUUGUUACCAGAAAUUCGUUUGGUUUUGUUGCCUUAACUUCAUAUGGAGCUUUUUGGUUAGCCGUAUCUACUCUCAUUACUUUACAAAAGGAGAACGUCUUGGUAUUUACCGAAGAGGAAUCUAACCGUGUGUUGGGAAUACUUCUAGUUAGUUACGCUAUUUUCUCUUUGUAUCUUUGGAUUGGCUCGUUUGCACACAGUUUGGCUCUAAUUAUAAUCACCAGUUUGCUUGAAACUACGCUCAUUUUGCUUUCGCUUGCAAAUUUGGGAGUUAUAUCCAGUAUUCCAGGAGGAGUAACUGGGAUUAUGCUGGCUUCUGCUGGUUGGUACAUGUCAGCUGCGAUAUUUAUCAACGAGAAUUUCCGAAGAACUGUAAUUCCCCUCGGUGAAGUGCAAAAUAUCCCACUUCUGCGUCAAUUUGCACCAUAUCCAAAAAAGGAAACAAACUAGCUAUCAAUGAAGUUGUUGUAUUGUAUAAUGUUAUAAAACGCAGUACUUUCUUGUUGUCAAUUUCUCGUUGUCGUCCGGACUUCUGUUUAGAAACCUGAGAGAUAUAAGCAUUUAAAUACUUUGCUCAACAGGUUAUAUGAAAAUAUAAAAGUCUUAGCUAAAUU